Molecule: messenger RNA, 1659 nt
Organism: Perca flavescens (yellow perch)
Lineage: Eukaryota; Metazoa; Chordata; Actinopteri; Perciformes; Percidae
Product: GTPase IMAP family member 7
Exons: 2
Coding region: 24-920 (298 amino acids)
Molecular function (GO): GTP binding
Source: RefSeq, a predicted model, not a curated record
UCCACAGUGACAAGACUUUAAAGAUGAGCGACUCUUCCAAGAAAGAAGGUGACAGUCUGCUGCCUGCAGAUGAAAAGCCAGAGCUGAGGAUCGUCCUGCUUGGGAAGGUCAGAGUUGGGAAGAGUUUUUCAGGAAACACCAUCCUGGGCAAGGACCUAUUCCACUCAAAGCCCGGUCUAUCUCCAGUCACAGAGAAGUGCCAGAAGGAAAUGGGGAAUAUUAACAACCAAAAUGUGGUUGUUGUUGAUACUCCUGGUCUGUUAAGCAUUGACAAAACAGAAGAGGAGAUUGUGAGAAAGAUCAAGAAAUCCAUCAAACUUGCCAAACCUGGUCCUCAUGUGUUCCUGAUUGUGCUGAGUGUGAGAGAUAAAUACACAAAGAAAGUAGAAGACAUGGUGAAAAGCAUUUGCGAUACUUUUGGCAAAAACACAAUGGAUUACACUAUGGUGUUGUUCACCCGUGGAGAAGAGCUGAAAGGUACCAUAGAGGACUUUAUUUGUCGCAAUGAAAAUCUCCACGAGCUAAUCAAUAAGUGCGAUUAUGGAUACCAUCUUCUUCACAAUUGUCCCGAACAGGUCCCUGAGCUACUGAAGAAGAUCAACGAUAAGGUUCAGGCAGAAGAAGGAAGCUACUACACUGCUGAGAUGCUCCAAGAGGCUGAAACUGCCUUACAACAGGUACAAAAUGCUGCAGAAGGAGAAAGACAAUCCAAACUAGCUUGUAUUCGAACUGCAGUUCUUUCUGGUAUGGGUGUUGGAUGUCUGUUGGGGUAUCUUGCUGGUGAGGGUCAGAUAACGUCUACCAUAGGAGCAGCACUAGGAGCCGUAGGGGGUGGACUCCUGUGUGCUGCAGUGGCAGGUAUAGUGAUAUCCGCCAAGAAAAAGUGCAAAUGCAGCAACACAUGUUCUUGUCUUGUUUAAGCUGAUCAGACCAAUUCUUACAAAUGAAAAUACUGUAAAGGGGGAAAUGAUGGUGGUGCGGUUUGUAUAUUUAGUUAUUUCUAUUUUCUAGUAGCUUGCACAAUCAACCUACACAGUCGUAAUCUGGGUGAGGACGGUCUGGUGAUGAGAAUGUGGUACCCUAAAUACUGUGCAAAAUAUUGGAGGAAAUUACAAAAGAAAAUGUGACUCUUAAGCUUUGUUUUAUUUGUAUUAUUAUAUAUUUAGCUGUUGAACAUAUGUAAUUGCUUGGUGAAUGUAACUGGUAUGUGGGAAAAGCGUACAGCUGGUUUAUGUGGAAAGAGAUGCUCUUUUAUUACUCAAAUAUUCAAUAUUAAAAGGACUCGGAUCCAAAUUGGGGACAAAAGAAAAACUGGCAUCCCUAAGUUAUUUCUGCAGCUUUAAACAAACAUUUGACUGUUCAACAAGAAAUAAUCAAUCAAUAAUAAUAGGUUGUGGCCCCUGAGCCCUUUGUCCCUUCAGCACGUCUUUUGGGUAAUCCAUCCAUUUUGCUAUACACCAUCAUUUUAGUGGAAGCUGUUUUAUUUACACACAAUCAACAAUCAUUCGAUUAAUUCCCACACUUUGUGUUAUUACGUUCAUGGCUAACCCAGAACGUCAGUGGCCCCUAAGGCUCCAGGUUGACUUUUGUGUCAGGGCACGCCCUCAUACUCUGCUUCUGACUGGCUAGUAGUCCUUACCUAGGUACUGUCAGGGCACG